GGUAAGUGCUAACCGUAACUGGAAGCCAUGCAUUUCAAGUAUGGAGUGCAAGAGCAUAGUUUUUCAAUCUGGAUUAUUUAGCAAACAUGGAAUGAAGCUUGAGGGGAAGAUGUACACAAACAUUUCCUGUGCCUAAAAUAUGUAUGUUUGUUUGUUUGUAUGUAUGUAUGUAUGUAUGUAUGUACUUAUGUACUUACUUACUUACUUACUUACCGUGUUUCUCAUAUUAUAAGACAUGUCUUAUAUUUAUUUUUUCCUCAAAAAAACACACUAUGGCUUAUUUUCAAGGGAUGUCUUAUUUUUUUCCUCCUCCUCCUGCCGCAGCCGGCAUUGCUGCUGCGCCUAUCACUAUGUCUUAUUUUCGGGGUAUGGCUUAUAUUCCUUGAAUGCUUAAAAAUCCUGCUAUGGCUUAUUUUAUGGGUAUGUCUUAAAAUAUGAGAAACAGGGUACUUAUUGAUAUAAACUGCCAUAUAUUCUGAGCAAAUUGCUGCACAGUUUUGGAACCACUACAUAUUUGACCCUGCUCUGCAUGCAAUAUGAAUGAAUGUCUAAUAGGUUAAGUACCUGCUUCUUGGAACAGAUUUUGUCUUCUGGUUCUAAUAACAAAAUACAGAAGUCAUUUGUACUCUUGUAUCAGGACCAGAGGACAAAUGAGAUAAAUGUAUCUAUAAAUACGGGUAGCUAGUUUUUUUAUACUUUAAAAUAGAUGUGUUCCUUUCACGUUUUGUGUAUGUGUAGGUAUAGAUAUGUUUAAGUAGAGAGGGGUGGCAAUUUCUUCAUACAUGUUCUCUUUGUACCUGAUGUGACCCAUGUAUAUUGCUACAGAUGGGUAUUGGGAGCUGAGCAGCAACUUACCAUAAACGGUGUAAAUGAAAAGAGAUGUAUUUAACAUGGGUUACUAAUAUUUUAAAUAUAUAAAGAUUGAAGCAGUAAGCUGCUGUACCUCCCACAUAGCAACUCAAUGUGAAUCUAAACAGACAUAAGAUAAAAAUUAGUAAUUUAACAGGUUAGUGUAGUUUGUGUGAAAGUAACUGUCACAACUGAUCCGCUGUGGUUCAAUAAACAACGUGCUUGUGGGCAUGUGUUAAUAAGCUAAACUUGGAUGUCCUGGCUGGCUAUAAAAAGACUGAAGUGAAAAUUGACCUUCAGCACAAGUUGGAACUCCUGUUAUAUGUUUUCUAUCUGCUGCAAAAGAGAAGCUAACCAGCAUUUAAACAUACGAUUCUUUUUCUCUCCCUGAAGAUGGCCAGAGAAGCUAUAUCACUGUGUGCUCUGAACAAGACAUUAAACAGAGUGGAGAACAAACUGCAGACUUUAGAGGGUCAGUUUACAGUGCUAGACUCUAGCAUCCAGAAAUUAACAGAGAAGUUUGAGUUUCAGACUACAGUUAUGGAGCAUCAGUUCAACCAGGAUGAAAUGUGGUCAUCACUGCUAGAAGACAGAUUCUCUUCUGUGGAGGUAAAUCUUUUCUACAGCUACAUUUGUGAAACUAUUCGCUGCUUACAUUCUGAAGUGGUAGAAAUGCUACCAGAUCUGGCAAAAGCCCUUCCUACUCUGUCAUCUGUUCUGAGGCAAAAAGGCAGAAACCAAAGAAUUAGGCUGGCCUGGAAGUCUGUACUGGAGAAACUGGGGCUGCAAGAAGAAGAUGUUAAAGCCCUCUGUGCAUUUUUCAUUACAAAUUGCCACGAUGCCUGCUACUAUCCUGCUGAUCAAAGGCAAGAUUAUGCCAAUGACAUCAGCUCCAUUAUAAACAAUGUGGUGAAGAACCAGCUGCUUCAGCGCAGUCUGCUGUCUGCUAUUCGCAUAGUGGAAUACAGAAAAAACUGAACAUGCUUGCAAAUAACAAGAGACACACCCUAAAGGAUAAGAACCUAGAAACAAAUUGUAUCCAAAACUGCUUAUAACUGGAAAGUCCUUACGGUAGCUUUAUGUAAGACUUCCUCUCAAUCUUCACCCCAUCUUUAACAGAGAAAAUUUGCACUGUACUGGCCCAAUUCACAGAGAAGUUGUACGGAUUAUGAAGUUUGCAUAUGUGAAGCAUGACUAAAGCUAUGCAUUAUUAUUUACUACUAUUAACAACUCCCAUUUUGCUCCUAUCUUUUGAAAUCUAUCAUCCAGAUCCUACAGUACAGUAUAAUCUUGAAGUUCCCAUUUUUUGUUUUCUCACAUAAAAUACACACCCCCUUCUUGAGAGGCAGGCAUAAUUGGAUAAAUCACAAACAUAUGUCUUGGUGCAAGUGUGAUGUACAUAUUUGCUGGGUCCUGCUGCAUACAGUACUUCAGGGAGUGCCUGCUCCCAAUUUGUUCAUCAGUUUUCUCACAGUAAAAAAAGCGGAGUAUGCAGAGGACGUUUCCUCAGGUGAGUUUUUUAAAUGCACACUUAUUUACUUGCAACCUCAAGUGCACUAAGCCAUCUAUGAUUGGCCAUGAUUAGCAUGACUUUUGUUCAUUAUGUAUACCCUCAUAGUUCCUGUGCUUUCUUUUGCCAUUUAGAAACAUAGCUGCAUGUUAUUAUUUCUUCUCUGUUACCAAUGUGGUUAAAAGUCACCAUGUCUUAUUCACCCCCAUUUAAAAGCAAAUUGACACCAGAGCACACUCUACUUCUAAUAUGUACUGUUUGCACCUGAUGAAAUCACAAACUGCUCAAUAAAGUGAUUCAUGGUUUAAAGAAAAUAUUAUACACACACACGUCUAAUGGUUGGGCUGCAACACUUUAUCAUUAGCCAUUUUCAGUGUUCUCUUCAUCAGCACAAACUACUUAAGUUUUGUUUGAAGCAUAAAAUGGGUAAGGGGUAAUCUAUGAAACACCUAGGGUUUACAUAUCCUUUACAUAUCCAUUUAUAUAUGCUGCCCCAUAACAUAACAAUCUCUAUAGGUUAGUUUAAUAUAACUGAAAUAUAUCAAUUUUAAAAACUAAGGGGGGAAAUGGAGAGGGGAGAUGAUGACAACAUGGCUUCCCACUUUGGGGGGCCCCUGAAAAGCCAAUUUCCUCCUGGUCACACAGCUCUUAAUUAGACUGCAUAAUAAUUUAAAAGAACAGAAAGGUAUUCAGUUGGUACCAAAAUACCCACCAAGAUGGCUUCAAGUUGGUCUCUCUGAGAAAAGCAUUCCAUACUAGGUACUACUACUGAAAAGCAACUUUCUUCAUCUGGAAGAGGCGAGGGCUGACCCAUGCAUGAGGCACGGUGAGGCAACUGCCUCAGGUGGCAGCAUCCAGAGGCAGCAAAUCCUGUUGAUUUUUCUUCCCUCUUUUGCUCCUUGGGUGCCAAAAUGUUUUGGCCCAGCCUGGGUGGAGGCACCCACAGUAUGCCU
Messenger RNA from Zootoca vivipara (common lizard), 3312 nucleotides. RefSeq names its product single-pass membrane protein with coiled-coil domains 1 (gene SMCO1). NCBI's taxonomy places the organism in Eukaryota, Metazoa, Chordata, Lepidosauria, Squamata, Lacertidae. The record is from RefSeq and is a predicted model, not a curated record.